Molecule: messenger RNA, 1191 nt
Organism: Eublepharis macularius
Lineage: Eukaryota; Metazoa; Chordata; Lepidosauria; Squamata; Eublepharidae
Product: vomeronasal type-2 receptor 26-like
Exons: 3
Coding region: 1-1191 (396 amino acids)
Biological process (GO): G protein-coupled receptor signaling pathway
Cellular component (GO): membrane
Molecular function (GO): G protein-coupled receptor activity
Source: RefSeq, a predicted model, not a curated record
AUGACCUACCGUGCAACGCUGGACCUGCUCUUCAAAGGACAUAUAUUUGUUCCCAACUACAAAUGUGGGGUCCAAAACAAUGUAAUAGGAGUCAUUGGAGGAAUAAGUUCUGAAAUUUCCUCAUUCAUGGCAGAUAUCCUGAGUCUUUACAAGAUUCCACAGGUGCCUCCCUUCUCUCUCUGUAAUGACAAAUGCAAGCCAGGAUACAGCAGGAAAAGGAAGGAGGGGGAGAAAUUUUGCUGCUACACAUGUGUGCCGUGUCCAGAAGGGAAGAUGUCAGACCAAGAGGACAUGGAUUAUUGUGUCCCCUGCUCAGAAGAUCACUAUCCAAACAUUCGUCAAGAUAACUGUGUUCCUAAGAGUCCAACAUUCCUGUCUCUUGAAGAGCCUUUGGGCAUUAGUUUAUCUUUUGUGGCUCUUUUCUUGUCUCUAAUAACACUUCUGGUGCUUGCAGCCUUCAUUAAGCACCGGGACACUCCUAUAGUGAGAGCCAACAACCGGAGCCUCACCUACAUUCUCCUUAGCUCUCUUUUUCUUUGCUUCCUCUGCUCUUUGCUGUUCACUGGACAGCCUAACAUGAUGACCUGCCUCCUCCGGCAAACAGCUUUUGGCAUUAUUUUCUCAGUUGCUGUUUCUUCUGUGUUGGCAAAAACCAUUACUGUGGUUGUGGCUUUCAUGGCCUCCAAGCCAGGAAACAGUUUCAGGAAGUGGGUAGGAAAAAAGUUGGCCUAUUCUAUUGUCUUAUCCUGCUCCCUUGUUCAAGUUGGCAUCUGUGCUGUCUGGUUGAGUACUUCUCCUCCCUUCCCAGAUCUGGACACACAUUCACUCACUCAAGAAAUCAUAAUGGAAUGUAACGAGGGGUCAGUUACUAUGUUUUACUGUGUCCUGGGCUACAUGGGAUUUCUGGCCACUCUCAGCUUCACUGUGGCUUUCCUAGCCAGGAAACUACCUGACAGUUUUAAUGAAGCCAAAUUCAUCACCUUCAGCAUGCUGGUCUUUUGCAGUGUUUGGGUGUCUUUUGUUCCCACCUACCUGAGCACUAAAGGAAAAGCCAUGGUGGUUGUGGAGAUCUUCUCCAUCUUGGCCUCCAGUGCUGGGUUACUCGGAUGCAUCUUUUCCCCCAAAUGCUAUGUUAUUUUGUUGAGACAAGAUUUGAACAUGAGAGAGGAAAUCAUGAAGAGAAAGCAUUGA